Papaver somniferum (opium poppy) is the source of this 384-nucleotide messenger RNA. RefSeq names its product vegetative cell wall protein gp1-like. Lineage: Eukaryota; Viridiplantae; Streptophyta; Magnoliopsida; Ranunculales; Papaveraceae. The coding region runs from base 1 to 384 and encodes 127 amino acids. The transcript has a single exon. The record is from RefSeq and is a predicted model, not a curated record.
AUGAGUAUUAGUGUGAGAAACAAAGGCGGGAAGAAAGCCUCACUGGCUUGCUUAUUUACUACUAGUGCUCUUCUAGUAGUCAUAAUCUCUUUAUGUUUUCCAUUUUCCGCUAAUGCAGUAGCUCCAAAGUCACACUUUGUGCCACGAACAAUUAAAGUUAAACCUCGUGCUCCACCGCCAAAAGACUCUGCGCCAUCAACAAUGCUACCUAAUCUGGGGAAGAAAAGUCCGGCAGUGCCGAAUCCAUUACCACCACCAAGGAAGAAACCUCCAACGCACAGCCAAGACUCUGCGCCAUCUACAAUACUACCUAAUCUGGGGAAGAUAAGUCCAGCAGUACCAAAGCCAUUACCACCACCACCAAAUAAAUCUCCACCACUUUAA